AUGGCAGUUCCUCACGUACUUAUUUUCCCGUUGCCUCUUCAAGGUCCAGUAAAUUGCAUGCUUAAACUAGCUGAACUCUUAUGCCUUCACCAAGAAAUUCAUAUCACUUUCAUCAACACUGAAUAUAUCCAUCAACGCUUGAUGAAUUAUACGGACAUUCUAGUCCGUUUUGAGAAAUAUCCAAACUUCAAAUUCGUGACAGUUCCAGAUGGACUUCCAGAAGAUAAUCCAAGAAAUGGAGACCAAAUAGGGAAGAUUAUUGAAGGUGUAGAGAAAGUGAGUAGCCCACUUUUCAGAGAGAUGGUCAUGAUGACUACUACUACUUGUCUCAUAGUUGAUGGUAUUUUUACAUUUGCUGUUGAUAUAGCUAAAGAGGCUAAAAUCCCACUUCUUUAUUUUGAUACUAUAAGUCCUUGUUCUCUCUGGACUUAUUUGGCUGUUCCAAAACUCAUUGAAGAUGGAGAAAUUCCUUUCAAAGGGAAUGACUUGGAUGUAUUAGUAAAUGGUGUGACAGGAAUGGAAGGUGUGAUGAGGCGUCGAGAUCUUCCUAGUUUCUGCCGAACACCUGACCUUGAUAUCCCAAUUAUCAAACUUGUAAUCAAGGAGGGGAAACAUAUUGUCCAAGCCCAAGGUCUAAUAUUCAACACAUUUGAAGCCCUUGAAGGACCUAUUCUCUCACAAUUUCGAGCUCUAUGUCCAAACAUCUAUGCCAUUGGGCCUCUUCACACUCAAAUGAAGGCAAAACUAUCUUCUCAAUAUUUGCCAAACACACCAACAUCCAACAGCAUAUGGAAAGAGGAUAUGAGUUGUAUAGAUUGGCUUAACAAACAGCCCAACAAAUCAGUUCUAUUUGUCAGCAUUGGAAGCCUUGCCACAAUGAGCAAGGCCCAAUUCUUGGAAUUUUGGUAUGGUUUGGUGAAUAGUAAGACUAGGUUCUUGUGGGUCCAGAGGCCCGGUUCAAUUAUUGGACUUGAAGACGACAACAAUAAUAUGCCCAUGGAAUUGGUUAAAAGUACAAAGGAGAGGGGGUGUAUUAUUAGUUGGGCUCCACAAGAAGAAGUGCUAGCUCACCCAUCAAUUGGUGGAUUUUUAACGCAUAGUGGGUGGAAUUCGACUUUGGAAAGUAUAGUAGAAGGAGUGCCAAUGAUUUGUUGGCCCUAUUUUGUUGAUCAACAAGUAAAUAGUAGGUAUGUUGGGGAAGUGUGGAAGCUUGGAAUAGACAUGAAAGAUGUAUGUGAUAGAGCCACAAUUGAGAGGAUGGUGAUACAAGUGAUGGAUGUGAAGAAAAUUGAAUUUUUGGAAAAGGCAAAACAUAUGAGCGAUUUGGCAAUAGCAAGUGUUGGCGAAGGUGGCUCUUCAUACCAAGAUUUGGACCGUUUAAUUGAGGAUAUUAGGCUGAUGAGGAUAUAACAUCCUCACAUGCCUA
Messenger RNA from Solanum verrucosum, 1426 nucleotides. RefSeq names its product 7-deoxyloganetic acid glucosyltransferase-like. Bases 1 to 1410 code for a protein of 469 amino acids. The transcript is spliced from 2 exons. Lineage: Eukaryota; Viridiplantae; Streptophyta; Magnoliopsida; Solanales; Solanaceae. The record is from RefSeq and is a predicted model, not a curated record. Gene Ontology annotation, molecular function: UDP-glycosyltransferase activity.